UGCAACGGAGAUCAGCUGAAUGACAACUCUACAGCUUGGCAGCAGGACAUGAGUGAGUGAAUAUACAGGAGUAGUUCCAGGGUCAAUCCCUCACAGUGGCGCGUCAUUACGUCCGAGGAGAAUUGUGAUAUGUGCAUCGUGCUACAAUGACCGUCUCGAUCGGUACAUAUAGGCCUACUGGUUUCCACUGAACUGGUCAACGGCUUCCUCUACACCUUCACUAAGACGUAUUUUUACUUCAAUCACAUCUCUUAUACAUAUAUCUCUAGUUGCGCAUCAUGUCCACCAAAUCUUCGCCUGGUCGUCUCUUGCGGUACACCCUAUCGAUUUAUCGCAACCAGAAUAGUGCCGGCGAUGAGGCAGCCAAAUUUGCCAGGGAGUAUCUUGAGAAGAUUGCGCCAUUACAUGCUAAGAAUGGCAUUGAGAUGUAUCAACAAGUCUACUCUCCCGCCAGCUACCGUACCGCUCUAGAUGCCAUCAACCGUCGCGACGGGCGCGGCUUCGUAGUGGAUGACCACGACGUCACAGUCGAGUUUUACUUUCGCAACUUCGCGGAUCUCAGCAGGGUGACCUCGGACCCGGAGUUCAAGGCUAUCCAGGCCACCGAGGGCCCCUACGUCAACUUGGUCCAUACGGUGGUGUCAUUGGGCUGGGUCGAGAAAUAUGUCGACGGCGGCAGGGUCGUCAAUAUCGAUGAAGAUGGGAAGUCGACAUACCCACCGUGGUCGGAACUCAGUGAUAUAUCGACUGCGUUCGCUGCAGAGACGGAAGAUGGUAUGAAGUGGACCAAAGACGCCGAGGAGAGCAAGAAUUGAUCUGGAACUACUGGAGUAGAGGUCUGGGCAUACCUUAGCUUGCAGGUGGUAGAAAUCUCGCUCUAUCUUGUCGUUGUUCUUAGACAUUUACAACAGCGAGGGCCAUAUGAUACCUAGGAUAAGCUGGAAUGAAAAUGGAGUUACAAAAUAGGCUCUACUAAGCAUCGUAAGUUUGGGGGCUAUGGUAUUUGGGUGGUGUAGUUACACCCUCGAUAUGAUCGUGUGCUGCACA
Molecule: messenger RNA, 1047 nt
Organism: Truncatella angustata
Lineage: Eukaryota; Fungi; Ascomycota; Sordariomycetes; Amphisphaeriales; Sporocadaceae
Exons: 3
Coding region: 279-815 (178 amino acids)
Molecular function (GO): oxidoreductase activity
Source: RefSeq, a predicted model, not a curated record